This is a messenger RNA of Culicoides brevitarsis, 3297 nucleotides long. It is a transcript of the gene cwo, whose product is annotated as transcription factor cwo. Gene Ontology annotation, cellular component: nucleus. Lineage: Eukaryota; Metazoa; Arthropoda; Insecta; Diptera; Ceratopogonidae. The transcript has 5 exons. Gene Ontology annotation, molecular function: protein dimerization activity; DNA-binding transcription factor activity, RNA polymerase II-specific; RNA polymerase II cis-regulatory region sequence-specific DNA binding. The coding region runs from base 1133 to 2527 and encodes 464 amino acids. The record is from RefSeq and is a predicted model, not a curated record. Gene Ontology annotation, biological process: regulation of neurogenesis; regulation of circadian rhythm; anterior/posterior pattern specification.
GUGUACAAAAAAAGAAACAGAGUAUGAUGGCUAUCUCACAGAACAUUUUAUUCAUACAUUCGUCAGUGUUCUACAGCGACAAACAAAUACCCGAGUCGAUUCAGUGUGGCGUUCGCUCGCAAACACAUACUCACGAAAAAUACCGUAUACACUUCCUUUCCACUUACAUGCCAUUUUAUUCGAUAUACAAAGCGAUUCUAUUUUAGUCAUACGUAGUUACCCAAAGCAGCAAGAUUGAUUUGAAAAGCUCAAAUUUUUCUGCGUGAAAUAUCUUUAUGUGACCCAGACACUUUUUUUCUCUGAUGUUGUUAUUUUAUUAUAUUACCUAUAGACUUUUUCAAUAGAACAGACGGAAAAAUACGUCGAGAAAAAUAUCUAGGCAUUUAUUUAAAACAGUUUAAAAUGCAAUUAUAUUGAAAAAAAAAAUUAUAAAAAACUAUGAAAAUUUUAAAAUUAUAAAAAAGUGGAAAUUUACUGUACACAAAGUUGAAAUUCUAAGUAUCACCGCUUUAUUUGGAUCAUAUCAGUACGGAGUUCAUUGUAUCAAAAGUCAACAAAUUGAAGAUAAGGCACUAUCUCUGCGUUUCAAAGGUAUACGUGCCCCAUACACAACAUGAAAAAAACUUAAAUAAAUAUUUUCAAUACUAGUACAUCAAAAGUACAUUCAUAAUAUUAAAAUAAAUACAAAAAACACGUAAAUAAAAGCUAAAAAGCAAUAAAUACAUAAAGUGUAACAUUUUGAAAAUUUUACUCCAUGCAAUUAAAAAAAGAAAAAAACACCAUUCAAGUAAUAAAUUCAUAGAUGAGGCGAAAAAUAAAACAGACGAGACAAGUGUUUGUGACAACAUUUAAUACAUAAAUAAAUAUAGAACGGUGUCAAACACAUGUGUGAAUAAAAAAUAUCGUCGACAGCAACCACUUUCAUAUUAAAUGUAACAGAGAUAGAAUAAUAUUUGUAGUAAAUAUUAAAUGCAUUGAAUUUGGACCACGUUUUUCUAUACAUUGACAAUUAUUAUUAUCAAGUGUGUAAAUGUCUUAUCUGUAAAAAUUAUUAGAAAAAAAAAUAAAAGAUUAUUUUUUUGGAAACACAACUAAAUAAAUACAUCGAAGCAGCUAAAACACAAUUUUCAAAAUGGAAAACUACUGGGAACAGAAUGGACAUCCGCAACAUCCGGUAAAAUUCGAAAAUGAGGCUUCUGUCAAUUUCCCUUACGGUCCCGAGCCAGGAUUAAAUUUUUCCACAACUGGCACAAACUACAGUGAAGAUGAUGCAGAUUACGCUCCUGGGCGUCGUGGAAAGACAUCUAGACAAGACCCAUUAUCACAUCGCAUAAUUGAGAAGCGGAGACGGGAUAGAAUGAACUCUUGUCUUGCGGAUCUUUCGCGUCUCAUACCACCACAGUACAUGCGAAAAGGACGCGGACGCGUGGAAAAAACUGAAAUUAUCGAGAUGGCCAUCAAACAUUUGCGUCACUUGCAGAAUCAGGAAAGCAUGAAACGCGAAUCUAUUUGUGCAGAGCACUACCGUACUGGAUACCAAGAUUGCAUGACUGAGGCUGCUAAAUUUUUAGUCGAUGAGAAUUAUAGAGAAUUAUGUUAUCGCAUGAUGACACGUUUGAAUGAUGUUAAACGGAAUGACAUAUUGAAAGGCGAAUGCAACAACAAAGCACGCGAGUUAAUCAUACCCACUGGAGAUGCAAGUCCGAGUAACCCAUGCAAUUAUGAAGCAUCUUCGCAACUUCGAGACAUCCUCACGUCGGCAUCUGACAUUGAACACAGUAGUAACGAUCAUUUGGACGUCAAGGAUCUCAGUUUCCGAACUGGAGCUCCCUCUCAGACAGUAACUACUUCAAAUGCGGCUCCUAGUACCGAAAUGAAUGGAAUCGCGUGUGACCGACGACCAUCGUUCAAACAGAAUAACGAAUCAGCAAUGGAAACCGAUUUGCGUACAAUGCGUAUGCGUAAAUUUUCUGAGACAUCCACCACCGCCAUCGUCGAUCACGAACACAACCACAACAGCUACAAAUUCAAAAACUACAUCAAACAACGAUUCUCACAGGAUAAUCAUUUGGAGGACAAGGUUGGAAGUAGCAGCGUCAGUAAUGCCAGUAGCACGGAUAAAAGUGAAAAUUUGAGUAAAAAACGACGAAACGAUACGAGUGCCAGUGGCGAUGAUCAUGAUGACGAAAAAUUACUGCACAACGGUCAUGCGUCUGCGUCAGAGUUCAAAGUGGAUUUGAGUGGCAGUGGAAGCGUGACAAAUGGUCGACAUCCCAUAACAUCAGUUAGCGUACCGAUUUUUGCAUUGCACAUCAACGGCUACUACAUCCCAUUGAAUGUCGAGUACAACGCACUAGUUCCGUAUCUUGGGGACGCCGAUUUGCUCAACAAAAGCUGCAACAUCCAGCUACCUUUGCAUCCCGUCAACAUCAACGUCAAUUUCUCACCUGCUUACUCGGGUGCUGCUUACUCCAUGCCCAUGCCACGUUGUCAAUUUAGGAGGCCAAAAGUCGAAAAUGGCUGGUAAAACGUGAAAUUUAGGAAAAAAACACUUAAACACGAAUCAGAUUAGUCAAUUCUAUUAAGGUUAAAGAAAAAAUUAUAUAAACAAAAAAUAUCAGAAUUGUGCCAGAAAGUAACACAUAUUGAAAAACGCUCAAUUCAAUGAUACCUCAAAAGGCUUACAGAUACAUAGAUAUAUUUUGUAUAUGUUAAAAGUGUCUAAUAAUUGCUCUCACCUUGUAUCAUCCCUAAAUCUUAUGUAGAUCAUGAAAACUCUAUAAAGUAUUUUAUAUCGAAAGUAAAAAAUUGACCAACUGUCUCAGGUACUAAAAGAAACAAAAACAUAGUUUUAUAAAAAAAUAAAUAUUUUAUAUUUUAAUCAACAUAGAAAAUAUAUAAUAUAAUUUUAUACUGAAACAGUGCGAAAAAAUAUUUUUAAAUUUAGAAAAAUGCACAAGAAAGUGCGAUUCUUUUGAAUAUUUCAAUUCAAGAUUUUCUUGUAAAUAAAUAUUUACUAAGCAGAUUAAAAAAAAAGAUACAAAUAACCCAUAAUAAUUAAUUGUAAACGAAGGAUGUAUGUUGAAGUCAAAGUUAUAUGCUGAAAAGUACAUCAAAUGUAUUUUUGUGGUACCGUCUGUGAUAUGUUUAAUGAGUUUCAGAGAAAACAAUGUAAAUGUCUGUAAAUAUGAACUAAGUUUUAAGAAAAUGAGAUGUUUUUCAAAAAAUAUUCCUCGUUUAACGAAGAACAAUAUACCUACCUAUUGACAAAAGAAAAAAAAGAAUAAAUAAAAGAUG